GCUGCUCUGCGCUCGCUUGGCUAUGUCUGAAAGGAGUGGGACUGGUAGAUCAGCGCUAGUAAUGUAGCACCAGUCCCGUAAUCUCGAUAGAAAAGAUUUUUCUACGACAGUAAAGAAACAGUGUAGCAUUCUCUCCCUGUCGGCAUCAAUGAUCAGAACUGAAUUGGAUACUUCUGUGCAACAGUGGAGCGUUUCGAAUUACAGCAGGAGGCUUUUCUGGAACUCAACUGGUAACAAAAUAACAGCCACAAAAAGACUGGGGCAUAUACACUCACUCAAUACAAUAAAACCUCACACUCCCGACAAGUGGACUGCUGUGAGAACUGGUAGGACGAGGGACUGGGAAAGUGAAACGUUAUUUUACUUUUUGUCGUUCGUUUCAACCGAGCAUUUUCGAUAUCUCGUUUUCUUUUCGUUUCCUUCUGAAACUUAAAACUCAGAAAACAAUGAACACUUAACUCCUCAAGUGUCUCGUCAGCUAGCCUGGCUAGCUUUUUCCAGGAGUGUGUGCUGCUAACUUAGCUUAGCAGGCUACGUUAGCUAGGCAGCUAGCUAAACGUGUUGUUUUCCAAGAAAGUUUCUGGCGCUGUUUCCCUGACCCGAAAACAGACAGAACGCCGAUCGGACCAGAGGGGAAGGGCAGGCCCCCUUCUUGGCGUUUCCCUCUUUGCCAAUUUUUCCAAAUAUGAUGGCUGCAGAGAUGAGUGGAGAGGAGACUGGGUCGGUAUCAUCGGGGACAGGGGUUACAGACAGCGGAGGCCCUGAGACGACCCAGUUUCCGUUCUAUCCUAAACAGACCCGAGUGCGGGUUGGUGAUUUGUGCCAGGGACCAACUCAAAGCCCUCGCCACCCUUCCAGUCUCUCCCCUGAAAGCCCUCCGGACAUGAUUUACCCGACCGCUGCAGGUAUAACUGGAUCGGCAUUGUCCAUUGGAGGGAGUGACGGCGGUGUCGGACACGCUUAUGUUCAUGGAUCAAGCUCAGGGACUGGUGGCAGCGUGUGCUACUCCCCUUCCUCUGAAGGACCCGAUAGCCGGAUGUCACCUACUUCAGCAGGUGUGGACGGACCCACAGCCUUCCCUCCAUUACCCCCGCCACCACCACCCCCUCCUGCCUACGGGGCAUUCGGGAGUGUGGACGAGGGUGACUUGCAGGAUGGUCCUGAGUAUGAGGAAGAGGAGGUUGUUUUCCCUCUGUCUGCACCACCCACGAACCAGUGGUACCAUGGCAAGCUGGACCGGACGAUUGCAGAGGAGCGUCUGCGCCAGGCCCGCACGCCAGGCAGCUACCUCAUCAGGGAGAGCGACCGGCGGCCCGGCUCCUUCGUGCUGUCCUUCCUCAGCGUGACCAACGUAGUCAACCACUUCAGGAUUAUUGCGAUGUGUGGCGACUAUUACAUCGGCGGACGGCGAUUCUCAUCCCUCUCAGACCUUAUCGGCUACUACAGUUAUGUGUCCUGCCUACUGAAAGGGGAAAAGCUGCUGUCACCGGUGGCCCCUCCAGAGCCCGUGGAAGACAGGAAGAGAGUGAGGGCCAUCCUCCCGUACACCAAAGUGCCAGACACCGAUGAGAUCAGUUUCCUGAAGGGAGACAUGUUUAUUGUUCACAAUGAACUGGACGAUGGCUGGAUGUGGGUGACCAAUGUGCGCACUGAGGAGCAGGGUCUGAUUGUGGACGACCUGGUCGAGGAGGUGGGACGAGAAGAGGACCCUCAUGAGGGGAAAAUCUGGUAUCAUGGGAAGAUCAGCAAACAAGAGGCCUACAACCUGCUGAUGACAGUGGGGCAAGUGAGCAGUUUCCUGGUCAGGCCGUCGGAUAACACCCCGGGGGACUACUCCCUCUUCUUUCGCACCGGUGAAAACAUCCAACGGUUCAAGAUCAGCCCCACUCCCAACAACCAGUACAUGAUGGGAGGAAGGUACUACAACAGCAUGGCUGAUAUCAUGGAGCACUAUAAGAAGGAGCAGAUCGUGGAGGGCUACAUCCUGAGAGAUCCUGUGUCCGUGCAGAAUCAAGAACAAGUCCUCUCUGACCUGGUGGACGGCAGGGAGAUCUAUAACACUAUCCGACGGAAAACGAAAGAUGCCUUCUACAAAAACAUUGUAAAGAAAGGAUACCUCCUGUUCAACAAAGGUAAAGGCAAGCGCUGGAAGAACCUUUACUUCAUCCUGGAGGGGAACGACGCCCAGCUCAUCUACUUUGAGAGCGAGAAGCGCGCCACCAAGCCCAAGGGGCUGAUCGACCUGAGCGUGUGCUCUGUCUACGGCGUCCACGACAGUCUGUUUGGCAGGCCAAACUGUUUCCAGAUUGUGGUUCAGCACUUUAGUGAGGAGCAGUACAUAUUCUAUUUCGCAGGAGACACUCCAGAACAGGCACAGGACUGGAUGAAAUGCUUACAGACGUUCUGCAGUAACCUUAGGAAACCUACACAGGCCACAACUAACAAGAGACUUCGCCAGGUCAGCAGCUUAGUGUUGAAUGUGGAAGAGGCCCACAAACUCCCCAUCAAACACUUCACCAACCCCUACUGCAACAUCUACUUGAACAGCGUCCAGGUGGCCAAGACCCACCCCCGAGAGGGCCAGAACCCCGUCUUCACCGAGGAGUUCAUCUUCGAUGAUCUGUCAAGUGAAAUCAACAGGUUUGAGAUCAGCCUGAGCAACAAAACCAAGAAAAGCAAGGAGAGUGAUAUCUUGUUCAUGCGGUGUCAGCUGAACCGGCUGAACCGGGGGCAGAUGAUAGAUGAGUGGUUCCCGCUGAGCUCCCACAUCCCGCUGAAGGGCAUCGAGCCAGGCUCGCUCCGCGUGCGCGCCCGAUACGCCAUGGAGAAGAUCAUGCCCGAGGAGGAGUACAGCGAGUUCAAAGAGCUCAUCCUGCAGAAGGACUUCCACGUGAUCUACGCGCUGGCCCACGUCUGUGGCCAGGACCGCACCCAGCUGGCCAGCAUCCUGCUGCGCAUCUUCAGACACGAGCAGGCCGAGGCGCCCCUGCUCCGGGUCCUCAACGACCGGGAGAUCAGCAUGGAAGACGAGGCCACCACUCUGUUCCGCGCCACGACCCUGGCCAGCACACUCAUGGAGCAGUACAUGAAGGCCACGGCCACGCCCUUCGUGCACCACGCCCUCAAAGACACCAUCCUCAGGAUCAUGGAGAGCAAGCAGUCCUGUGAGCUGAACCCCUCCAAGCUGGAGAAGAACGAGGACGUGAGCCCCAACUUAGCUCACCUCCUCAACAUCCUGUCCGAGCUGGUGGAGAAGAUCUUCAUGGCCGCUGAGAUCUUGCCACCCACGCUGAGAUAUAUCUACGGCUGCUUGCAGAAGUCUGUGCAGCAGAAGUGGCCAACAAACACCACCAUGAGGACCAGAGUUGUCAGUGGCUUUGUGUUCUUAAGACUCAUCUGUCCUGCCAUUCUUAAACCCAGAAUGUUCAACAUUAUCGCUGAUCCUCCCUCCUCCACAGCCGGCAGGACGCUCACGCUGGUUGCCAAGUCUGUCCAAAAUCUUGCCAACCUGGUGGAGUUUGGCGCCAAGGAGCCAUAUAUGGAGGGAGUGAAUCCGUUUAUCAAGAACAACAAACAUCGGAUGAUCAUGUUCCUGGAUGAGCUGGGUAAUGUCCCAGACCUCCCUGAUGUCACUGAGCACUUUAGGACAGACCUGUCCCGUAACCUGGCUGCCCUGCACGAGAUCUGCGUCGCUCAUUCAGAUGAGCUCCGCACCCGGAGCAAUGAGCGAGGAGCCUCGCAGCACGUGCUUAAGAAGCUGCUCGCCAUCACUGAGCUCCUUCAGCAAAAGCAGGCCCAGUAUGCCAUGACAAACAGCAACAGAAACGAAUGUACCAUACUGACUACCAUCCAGGUUAUGUGACGUGGAUAUCAACGAG
Messenger RNA from Clupea harengus (Atlantic herring), 3878 nucleotides. It is a transcript of the gene rasa1a, whose product is annotated as RAS p21 protein activator (GTPase activating protein) 1a. The record is from RefSeq and is a predicted model, not a curated record. Gene Ontology annotation, molecular function: protein binding. Gene Ontology annotation, biological process: regulation of GTPase activity. Lineage: Eukaryota; Metazoa; Chordata; Actinopteri; Clupeiformes; Clupeidae.